Molecule: messenger RNA, 1169 nt
Organism: Fimicolochytrium jonesii
Lineage: Eukaryota; Fungi; Chytridiomycota; Chytridiomycetes; Spizellomycetales; Powellomycetaceae
Exons: 2
Coding region: 36-881 (281 amino acids)
Biological process (GO): translation
Cellular component (GO): ribosome; mitochondrial large ribosomal subunit
Molecular function (GO): structural constituent of ribosome
Source: RefSeq, a predicted model, not a curated record
AAUAAUUCCCAGGGCGUCCAUCACAACAACAGCAAAUGUCAGCAAUCACACUCACCGCAUCCCGCAUAGGGUCAUGCAGUUGUCUGUCAUCCGCCGCCCCGCGGGUGUCGAUCUCGAUCUCGGGCGGCCGGCAUGUGUCACCACCACGGCCGGCACGAGGAUGGGCGAGAGGGAUGGCGGCGAAGACCGCGGUGAAGACUGAGCCGAAGGGGGAUGCAGGCGACGACUCCGCCGGACCCCUUCCGCCCUUCUACCCCCGCCCACCCACCGGCCCCCUCCCAAACCUCUCCGGCCUCUCACCUUCCGCGCUCCAAAUCCCUUAUGACCCACGCGGCCACAAACACGGCGCCCGCCUCCUCCGCUCCAUCGACGUGGACCUGCGCUCCCGGCUCGAUUCCACCGAUCCCUCCGCUAUCACCCCUCAAACAUCAACAUCCAACACCUCUGCUACUUCAGCAGCACCCAACCGCGCCGCCCUCUUCCUAACCCCAAACGGCCCACACGCAGUCGUCCCCGGCUCCAUCCUCCUCAUCGAAAACGUCACCUCGCGCACCCGCCCACGCACCCAAAUCGUCGCAGGCGUGCUCAUCGCCAUCCGCCGCAAAGGCGUGCUCUCCAACAUCGUCGUGCGCAACUACGUCCUCGGGACCGGGUUCGAGAUGACGUUUCCGAUCUUCUCGCCGAAUGUCAGGCGGAUCAAGGUGCUGAAGAGGGUUGAGGAGGGUGACGGGAAGGGGAAAGCGGGCAGGAAGGGGGAUACGUUCUUUGAGAUCCGGGAGAACCCGCAGCUGGCCCCGACGGCGUUUGGCAAGAUUGAUGAGAUGGUGAUCAGGGAUCGCGAGGCGGAGCGCAGGGCGAGGGUCAUGUCUACGAGGCGGUAGUGGACGAACAUCGUGGGGAGUGUUCCCGGGCUUCAUUGGUGAAUAGAUUAUAUAUAUAUGGGAAGGAGAGUUUGAAACUUGGUGUGUUGUGCGUGGAAACGAGCGUCGUAUCUUCCCAAUGGAAACGUUACCCCGUCGCGCACGAACGGCAGGCAUUUGAUAAACCAUCAUAUGUACAGUACGUAUUUAUGGAGCGUGGGGGUAUAAUAAUACCAACCAACCAGCUCGCUGUUCCGUUGGAGGGGUGUCAUCCGCGUAUACCUGCAUGGUGUCGGUCUCCUUGGGGGU